This is a messenger RNA of Macrobrachium nipponense, 886 nucleotides long. Its product is annotated as isochorismatase domain-containing protein 2-like. Gene Ontology annotation, cellular component: cytoplasm. The record is from RefSeq and is a predicted model, not a curated record. Bases 16 to 732 code for a protein of 238 amino acids. NCBI's taxonomy places the organism in Eukaryota, Metazoa, Arthropoda, Malacostraca, Decapoda, Palaemonidae. The transcript has 4 exons.
UAGGCUUUUAUAUCUAUGGUCUGCUUGUCGUCGGCUGCUCUCACAUCAACAACAACAACAACAACACAGACAGACUCCACCAUGGCCGGAACAAUCCCUCGAAGAAUAGGGAAACUCGUCCCCCAAAAUACGUGCUUAUUACUAUGUGACAUGCAAGAGAAGUUCCGGAAUAGCAUCCAGUACUUCCCCCAGAUCGUCGAGGUGUCCAACAGGCUCCUGAGGGCGUUUAAGCUCCUGGACUUACCUGUGGUUUGCACGGAACAGUAUCCCAAGGGUUUAGGAAGCACUGUACCGGAGUUGGGGGUCACAGAACAUGACGUUCCAAUUUUCGAUAAAACAAAAUUUUCCAUGUGCCUUCCACCUGUGCAGGAAAUCAUCAAAGAUAGAGAGGUAAAAGCCAUUGUGCUCUGUGGUAUUGAAUCCCAUGUGUGUGUGCAGCAGACUGCUCUUGAUUUCCUCGAGGCAGGGUUAGAUGUCCAUUUGGUGGUAGACGCAUGUUCCUCCCGAUCCAUGGUAGACAGGAUGUAUUCAUUUGAGAGGAUGAGAGAUGCCGGUGCUUUCCUUACCACAAGCGAAUCUGUGAUUCUUGGGUUAGCUGGUGGAUCUUGUCAUCCAUCUUUCAGAGCCCUACAGAAAAUAAUUUGGGAAUCCGCACCGGAUACUGGUCUUCUAGCAGCACGUCAACAGCCACUUGUUGCUGCCAUUACAGAUGUCUGUGGCCCAAAACUUUGAUUGUGCUUAUGAUAGAAAUUUAUAUUUGUUUAUGUUUCAUUGCAUGAAAUAGAUAAGGGAUUCAUACUGUCUAACUGGACAGAUUUUGCAUUCUAAUUGAUAUGUUAAAUCUGAAAAUUAUAUAUAUUUUCAAGUAAAUAUAUUUGAAAUCCUG